AUGGCUCCUUGGGAAGAGUUUGAUGCCAUAUUCCAUUUCAACAGAAACUUCACAUAUGAUGGCAAGGUCAUUGCUCAGAUUAUCAAAAACCGUGGCGCGCUAGAAAACCAACUCUUUGCCGACAGGCUGCUAGAGUUGCUCGGUGUUCAAGCAGUCACCAAUAUUUAUCCCCCUGUCUCAAAUUCGGACCUCCGAACCCUGAUUCGCCAUAUUGUCUCUUCCGAGCUAGACAUUCAUCAAAAGCAAAGCUUGAUCUACUAUAUCUUAAAGGAUUGUCGGGCUCCAAGUGAUGCAGCUGCGCAAUUUGCGCGGAAAUGCCAUCUGCCGGAAAAAUAUAGGUUAUUCAUAGAGGGGCUUUGGCACCUUGAUCGGCUUGAGUUCAAGCGGGCGAUCGAGUAUCUCACUGAACCUUCCAUUAUCCCAACUUUCCCCGACGAAAUCCUUUACGCGCUUACCCUCUCGCAUCUUCCGAGACAUGAUGACAACCUCGUGAUGGCCUAUUACCUCACGGUCAACCCGCCUUUGACCUCCAAGAAAGCCCAACGAGCCUUCAUGGAGACUCUAUCUCGGGCUAGUAUCACAGAGGCCUUUUACUUUACUCGCAAGCACCACGAUGCCCUUCGUCAAAUGUAUCUUACCCAGCUCAUCGAGUUCGUCCACACAACAGACGCUGGGCAGCUAAGGAGCACACGAGCCAUGGAGCUUAUUGGUCUCCCUUUCGAUGAUCAAGAGGAGGAAUGGUUCGAGAAUUCUCUGCUUCGUGGAAAUGCGAAGACAUUACACGGCGCCAAAGACACGGUAAUGAUGCGCCGCCUUGCUACUGGAAAGACCGCAGGGCUUUCUACGGAGCUGGAAUCUUUGGGCGGGAAGAAGAUUGAUGGGUUGAAUUGGGACAUGCUCAAACAAAGUAUGGAGCCCGCCCAAGCGUCGACCAGCAGAUGA
Molecule: messenger RNA, 942 nt
Organism: Aspergillus puulaauensis
Lineage: Eukaryota; Fungi; Ascomycota; Eurotiomycetes; Eurotiales; Aspergillaceae
Product: ELYS family protein
Exons: 3
Coding region: 1-942 (313 amino acids)
Source: RefSeq, a predicted model, not a curated record